AUGGCUUUCAGACAACAAAUUGAUAGAACAGCAGAAAAUGUACAAAGAAGGUUAACAAGAGCAGAAGCGGCAGCAACAGGAGCGCAGCUAGAAGAACGUCUAGUGACACCAAGAAGAGGUGGUGGAAGAAGACAACAAGACAGAAGACAAGAAGGAGAAAAUAGAGAUGAAGAAGAAGGUUCCCAUGUACCGAUGAGGAAUAGAUUAAAUCAAGUAGAUGAACGAGAAGACAAAGAAGAUGAAGAGAUGGAAGAGUGGGGAGGUAUAGAAGGUUUGAAUGAAGAAGAAGAGAACAAUCAGUCAGAAUUAGAUCGUAUCAGUGAAAGAAUAAAGAAAGUCCUUCACGUUAUCCAACCUUCACCCGAAAGAGCACGCGAAUCACUCGAAGAUGGAUGCCCGAAGGGCUUGAAUUGGUUCAAUACCAGCCUGGCCCGGCUACAAAUAGGUGCCCAGCCAGGAUCGGCUUACAAUAGAUACCCAAAGUCGCCUGGUCAGGCUCAUCAUAUGACCCAGCCUGCACGGGCUUACAAUACGUCGCAGCAAUAUUCCAGUGGAAGGAGAAACACAAAACUAAUCAAUGGAUGUUUCGACGGUCUUAACGUAGAAGCAAGACGAGAAGCGCUGGUGGAGCUCAUACAAGAUGCUUACGACCGAAACGACGAAGAUAGCGCUCAAUGCUUAACGAAACGUCUCGAGAAAGAGGAUCAAGCAGGAGAGCAAGUUGAUCCUUACAUCGUGGAAGAGGAGUCGUCAAAGUCAUCCGACGAUGAAGCGAAUUGUCACGUUUGUCAAGGAAACGCAACUCCUACCUCCACAGACCCAGCACCAGUCCACAACACCGAAUGCUGCAGAAUCAAAAGACAGCUGGUUAAACGGAUGCAAAGACCAAGAAGAGUCAGACAAAGCCAAAGCCCUGUUAGCAGCGAAGAAAGGAAGUCUGACCUUGUCGAACGGCGACAUGAUUCACAACGGACACAUCUUGAAGUCCGGGCCAGCGAGGAUGGGAGAUUCGAUAACCCCUCUAUCCCCUCAUUUGACAUUGAAGUUGAAGAACCUCAAAUCUUUCAUCCCCCUGCCGGUUUUUGA
This is a messenger RNA of Melampsora larici-populina 98AG31, 1086 nucleotides long. RefSeq lists its product as uncharacterized. The transcript is spliced from 3 exons. The record is from RefSeq and is a predicted model, not a curated record. The coding region runs from base 1 to 1086 and encodes 361 amino acids. Lineage: Eukaryota; Fungi; Basidiomycota; Pucciniomycetes; Pucciniales; Melampsoraceae.